Thalassophryne amazonica is the source of this 2809-nucleotide messenger RNA. Its product is annotated as ATP-dependent 6-phosphofructokinase, platelet type-like. Gene Ontology annotation, biological process: canonical glycolysis; fructose 6-phosphate metabolic process; fructose 1,6-bisphosphate metabolic process. The transcript is spliced from 22 exons. NCBI's taxonomy places the organism in Eukaryota, Metazoa, Chordata, Actinopteri, Batrachoidiformes, Batrachoididae. Gene Ontology annotation, molecular function: identical protein binding; 6-phosphofructokinase activity; fructose-6-phosphate binding. Gene Ontology annotation, cellular component: membrane; cytoplasm; 6-phosphofructokinase complex. The coding region runs from base 78 to 2456 and encodes 792 amino acids. The record is from RefSeq and is a predicted model, not a curated record.
GACUUAUCGCCUCAGAAGGGCUUUGACAAAUUUCGAAUUGUUUAUUCAUUUUUAAAUUGACACCUUUCGGGACGGCGAUGGCUGGCGUGGCGGCACCGAAGCGGCAGGACACGCGGAAGCUUUUCGAGAAUCUUUCCGGCGUCGGUAAAUCCAUCGCGGUGCUGACCAGCGGAGGAGAUGCCCAAGGGAUGAAUGCUGCCGUCCGGGCUGUUGUCCGAAUGGGAAUCUACGUCGGAGCAAAAGUCUACUUCAUUCACGAGGGAUACCAGGGGAUGGUGGAUGGAGGAGACAACAUCAGAGAGGCGAAGUGGGAAAACGUGUCCAGCAUGCUGCAGAUUGGUGGGACGGUCAUCGGCAGCGCCCGCUGUAAGGAGUUCCGAAGCCGUGAGGGUCGUUUGAAAGCGGCACACAACCUGGUGCAGCGCGGAAUCACCGGCCUGUGCGUGAUCGGUGGAGACGGAAGUCUGACCGGAGCCAACCUGUUCAGAGAGGAGUGGAGUAGCCUGCUGGAGGAACUCCUACAGCAAGGUCUGAUCGAUGAGGAGGCCGUCCGUAGGAACUCUGAGCUCUACAUUGUCGGGAUGGUCGGCUCCAUUGACAAUGACUUCUGUGGUACCGACAUGACCAUCGGCACAGACUCGGCCCUGCACCGGAUUAUCGAGGUGGUGGACGCCAUCAUGACCACCGCUCAGAGCCAUCAGAGGACGUUUGUCCUGGAGGUCAUGGGCCGACACUGCGGGUAUCUGGCCCUUGUCAGUGCUCUGGCCUGUGGAGCCGACUGGGUUUUUAUCCCCGAAAUGCCUCCUGAAGAAGGGUGGGAGGACGUUAUGUGCCAGAAACUGUCCGGGAACCGCGCCGGUAACAAAAGGCUGAACAUUCUUAUUGUAGCUGAGGGUGCCAUAGAUUGCCACAAGAAGCCUAUAACACCCGAUUAUAUCAAAGAUCUGGUCGUCCGCCGUCUGGGAUUUGACACCAGGGUCACCAUCCUGGGCCACGUGCAGAGAGGUGGGACCCCUUCUGCCUUUGACAGAAUUCUGGCCAGUCGUAUGGGCGUGGAGGCGGUGCUGGCUUUGCUGGAGGCGUCUGCCAGCACUCCGGCCUGCGUGGUGUCGCUGGUUGGUAACCAGGUGGUCCGCCUGCCGCUGUUGGAGUGUGUUCAGAUGACUCAAGAAGUCCAAAAGGCCAUGGACGAGAAGAAAUUUGAGGAAGCAGUGAGGCUGCGUGGCAGGAGCUUUGAAAAUAAUCUGACCACCUACCAACUUCUCUCCUUCCGGAAACUGGACUCUGAACUUCCAAAUAGCUCCUUUAGCGUGGCCAUUCUGAACGUCGGCGCGCCGGCAGCAGGUAUGAACGCUGCAGUGCGUUCAGCGGUCAGAGUGGGAAUCACCAAAGGACACAAAGUGUUUGCUGUUAAUGACGGCUUUGAAGGAUUCUACAAGGGACAGAUUAAAGAGAUGAAAUGGGGAGAUGUUGGCAGCUGGACUCGACAGGGGGGGUCCCUUUUAGGGACAAAAAGAACUCUUCCGGCCAGACAUCUUGAUGAAAUUGCUGAACAGAUGAGGAUCUAUAACAUCAACGCACUGCUGCUUAUCGGUGGGUUUGAGGCCUUGGAGUCUCUGCUGCAGCUGUAUGUAGCUCGGGACGACUACAAGGAGUUUUGUAUCCCGAUGUGUAUGCUGCCUGCCACCAUUAGCAACAACGUGCCGGGCACCGACCUCAGCAUCGGCGCCGACACGGCCCUCAACGCCAUCGUGUCGACAUGUGACCGCAUCAAGCAGUCGGCCAGCGGCACCAAGAGGCGGGUCUUCAUCAUCGAGACCAUGGGGGGCUUCUGUGGCUACCUCGCCACUGUGGGCGGGCUGGCUGCUGGCGCCGACACAGUCUACAUCUACGAGGAGCCGUUCAGCAUCCGGGACCUGCAGGCCAACGUGGAACAUCUUACGCAGAAGAUGAAGACGAGCAUCCAGAGAGGCCUCGUGCUGCGGAAUGAGAACUGCAACGAGAACUUCACAACCAACUUCAUGUACCAGCUUUACGCUGAGGAGGGGCGGGGCGUGUUCGACUGCAGGAAGAACGUCCUGGGUCACAUGCAGCAGGGCGGAGCUCCGUCCCCGUUUGACCGAAACUUCAGCACCAAAAUAGCAGCGAAAGCUGUGCAGUGGAUCACACGUACGCUCGGAGAGUCCUGCAGUGGAGGGACGGUGUUCACGAAGUCUGAGGACAGCGCUUGUCUGCUGGGGAUGCGUCGCAGAGCUUUGGUCUUUCAGCCCGUGGCACAGCUCCGCGACGAGACCGACUUUGGCCACAGGAUCCCAAAGGAGCAGUGGUGGCUGAAGCUCCGCCCACUAAUGAAAAUCCUCGCCAAGUACAAGACCAGCUAUGACGUGUCCGACUUGGGCCAGCUGGAACACGUGACCCGACCUCAGUCCAAAGAGAACAACGCUUCGACCAUCUGAUGUCGCCGCCGUGAGACGGCGACUCGACGACUUGCAAAGCGAGCGCGUCUGAUAAACGUUGGUACUUUUAAUGUGUAAGUUGAACCUGACUGAUAAAGGCACGACACUUUUAGAAGAGAUUAAUCACUGAAAGAAAGAUAUUUAUAAACCUAAUCUAACCAGAGUAAGGUAUUCUACAAAUCUAUAACCAGAGUUAAUAAAUAUGAGCACUCCUGAUGAUGUAGUAACAUUUUAGUCUAACUUAUAUUUAAUAUUUUCUGAAGCACUUUGAAGUCGAACCCAUUAAGCUGAGUCGCGUUCCGAUUUUUCACGCUCACACGUUUCCACUUUAACUGCUGAUGUGAUGCGACAGG